UAUGACGUCACGGCUAAAAUCCUAAUGGCGCACUGCAUGGAAAACUAUUUCCUGUUUGCAGGUUUUUGCUGUUUAUGAAGCAGGAUUUCCGCAGGUGUAGGUGUUAUUGCUUUAAAGACAUCAUCCCUCUCUUGAAGCCUGUGGGCCACAACCAAACUAACCCUAGUAGGACAGCAAUACAUUUUGGCUGUACAGGAUGGAUGGGGAAGUCCACUUGUAUCUGGCCAUGUUUGCCCAUACCCCAGAGAAGACAGGAAAUGAAGCUGAAGAACCAGAAUACAUCAGCAUCGAGGUGGGAGACAUUCUUGAGGUUAAGGGUCCACGUCCAUCUACCAAUGAUACUUGGAUGAAAGGCCACAAUAAAAAGAAAGGCACAACUGGAUUCUUUCCUGGCAACUUUGUGGAAUAUGUAGGUCCUGCGCCAAAAGUAGAACCACCGGCAUUACCAGAUCUGCAUGAAGUGUUGGCGACAGUGUGUCUGCCUGGGCGAAAUCAUGGUGCAGGGCCUGGUAGUAGUUGGGUCCCCUGGCAGCUUACCAACCUGUCAGCACUGGGCUGGUAUAGGGAUCUGCCAGACUCCCCAAUAUAGGGGGCUAGAAGCAGGUCACUCGGACUCUAUACAACUUGUUUACAUCACAUUUGGAGUUCUCUGUUCUCAGAUUAGUACAUACACUAUAUAGAGAUCCUACAGCUUCUAUCUUAUAUUAAUAAACAUGAAAGUCUGUAAAAGG
Pecten maximus is the source of this 731-nucleotide messenger RNA. RefSeq names its product phosphatidylinositol 3-kinase regulatory subunit alpha-like. Bases 197 to 589 code for a protein of 130 amino acids. The transcript is spliced from 3 exons. NCBI's taxonomy places the organism in Eukaryota, Metazoa, Mollusca, Bivalvia, Pectinida, Pectinidae. Gene Ontology annotation, molecular function: protein binding. The record is from RefSeq and is a predicted model, not a curated record.